CCUCGCCUGGCGAGUGGCAGACCGAGCCCGCGAUGAAGCGAUGCCAAUACACUCGUUGUGUCCACACGAAUACUUAGGAUUGCACUUCAAGUACCCCCAUUCCCAAGCCCAGUCACUACUGCUACCAUGCCGUUGCUGGACCCGCUCUCUACCGUCAUAGCUUCGUUGAAGCGAGAGUCCAUUAUUCCCGACGUUCUGCCUGAGGAUUUCUAUCCUUCGAGUCUCUUUUCAAUAGUGUGGCCCAAUGGCAAGGAAGCAGUACUAGGCAAUGAGCUGACCAGGGAGGACACUCUGGAUGAACCCUCUAUCAACUUCGCACCGAUGAACGUCCCUCCGGAGCAAGCAGACAGUUCAGGCGAGGCAGGCAGCGUCAGGGAUCUGACCUACACGGUCGUCAUGUUUGAUCCCGAUGCCCCAUCGAAAGCUGAUCCCAAGUUCAAGUGCUUCCGGCACUGGGUGAUCACUGGCUUGAAAGCGCCACCGCAGACCAGUCUUCAAUCUGACAACCUGCUGGCUACGAAGACCAAGCCAGCCACGACCCCGUACAGGCCUCCCGGGCCUCCUCCAGGAACUGGACUCCACCGUUACAUCUUUCUCUUGUUCCAGGAACCUGCGUCAGUCCCAAUCGAGAUACCUCAGGGCGAGCCUGAGUACGGCGCGACUCUAGAAGAAAGGCGGAGUUGGAACGCUAUCGAUUUCGCACAGAAGUAUGGCCUGGUACUAGUCGGAGCCAAUUUCUUCAUCUGCAGGUCCACAGAGUAAGGC
Gloeophyllum trabeum ATCC 11539 is the source of this 765-nucleotide messenger RNA. RefSeq names its product PEBP-like protein. The coding region runs from base 127 to 762 and encodes 211 amino acids. NCBI's taxonomy places the organism in Eukaryota, Fungi, Basidiomycota, Agaricomycetes, Gloeophyllales, Gloeophyllaceae. Gene Ontology annotation, molecular function: phospholipid binding; peptidase inhibitor activity. The record is from RefSeq and is a predicted model, not a curated record. The transcript has 3 exons. Gene Ontology annotation, biological process: regulation of proteolysis; regulation of Ras protein signal transduction.